Molecule: messenger RNA, 3147 nt
Organism: Cottoperca gobio
Lineage: Eukaryota; Metazoa; Chordata; Actinopteri; Perciformes; Bovichtidae
Gene: msh2
Product: mutS homolog 2 (E. coli)
Exons: 16
Coding region: 51-2858 (935 amino acids)
Biological process (GO): mitotic recombination; mismatch repair; somatic recombination of immunoglobulin genes involved in immune response
Cellular component (GO): nucleus; MutSalpha complex
Molecular function (GO): mismatched DNA binding; ATP-dependent DNA damage sensor activity; ATP binding
Source: RefSeq, a predicted model, not a curated record
AGACGAACGUAGAUUCCGGUUUGGUCACAGCAGUGGCGGGAGAUUCCAGCAUGGCGGUGCAGCCGAAACACAACCUGUCUAUGGAUAGUGCAGCCGAGCAUGGCUUUCUGAGCUUUAUUUUCUCCAUGCCAGAAAAACCGGAAACUACUUUCAGAAUAUUUGACCGCAAUGACUUCUACACUGUCCACGGAAAAGACGCCAUAUUCGCGGCGAAGGAAGUUUUCAAGACUAAUGGGGUCAUCAAAUUUUUGGGCUCAGGGAGUCGCAAGCUGGAGAGCGUGGUCCUGAGCAAGCUGAACUUUGAGGCCUUUGUGAAAGACUUGCUGCUGGUGAGGCAGUACAGAGUGGAAGUGUACAAGAACCACAGCAAGAGCAGCAAAGAGCACGACUGGAAGAUUGAGUACAAGGCCUCUCCAGGAAACUUGACUCAGUUUGAGGAGAUUCUGUUUGGUAGUGGAACCGGUGCAGUGGGUUGUGCGGGAGUUGUAGCCGUGCGGUUUGCUACAGGAGCUGAUGGACAGCGAGUGGUCGGGGUCGGCUAUGUGGACGCCGCCCAGAGGACGAUGGGGGUGUGUGAGUUUCCGGACAACGAGAUCUUCUCCAACCUGGAGUCCCUUCUUGUCCAAAUCAGCCCCAAAGAGUGUCUCUUGGCCCAUGGUGAAGGCAACACCGACGGCAAUAAACUACGGGAGGUGGUAGAGCGUGGCGGCGUACUGGUCUCUGAAAGGAAGAGAGCAGAGUUUAGUAGCAAGGACAUGGUCCAGGAUCUCAACAGGCUGCUGAGGGCCAAGAAAGGAGAGACUGUGGCGAGCAACACGCUGCCUGAGCUGGACAAACAGGUGGCUAUGUCGUGCUUGGCCGCAGUGGUGCGUUUCCUUGAACUGCUCUCUGAUGAGUCCCACUUCAACUCUUUCAGUCUGACUGCUCUGGACCUGGGUCAGUACAUGAGGCUAGACAACGCUGCCGUGAGGGCUCUUAACCUCUUCCAGGGAUCACCUGAUGACACCAGUGGAGCUCAUUCAUUGGCCGGUCUGUUGAACAAGUGCCGUACGCCGCAGGGUCAGCGGCUGGUUAACCAGUGGAUCAAACAACCACUCAUGGACAAAACCAAAAUAGAGGAAAGGCUAGACCUGGUAGAGAGCUUCGUGUGUGACUCUGAGCUCAGGCAGACUUGUCAGGAGGACUUGCUGCGGCGGUUUCCGGAUCUUCACCGCCUGGCCAAGAAGUUCCACCGUCACUCUGCGACGCUGCAGGACUGCUACCGCGUCUACCAGGCUGUGAGCCACGUCCCUGCCCUCGUCACAGCCCUGGAGAGAUACUCAGGUCGCUACGAGGUUCUGUUGGAGGCGGUGUUCCUCUCUCCUCUCAGAGAUCUGAACGCUGACUUUGUUAAAUACCAGGAGAUGAUUGAAACCACACUGGACAUGAACCAGAUUGGCCACCAUGAGUUCCUGGUGAAGGCGUCAUUCGAUCCAGUGUUGAGUGAGCUGAGAGAAAAGAUGGACGCGCUGGAGAAGAGCAUGCAGGCAGUGCUGAACAGUGCCGCCAGAGAACUAGGUCUGGACGCUGGUAAGACUGUGAAGUUGGAGUCCAACGCCAUGCUGGGUUUUUACCUGCGAGUCACCUGCAAGGAGGAGAAGAGUCUGAGGAACAACAAGAAAUUCAGCACGCUGGAUGUUCAGAAGAACGGAGUGCGCUUCACAAACGGUAAGCUGAGCUCUCUAAAUGAGGAGUACACCAAGAACCGGGAGGAGUACGAGGAGGCCCAGAAUGCAAUUGUCAAGGAGAUCAUCAACAUCGCCUCAGGUUACGUGGAUCCCCUCCAGACGCUGAGCGACGCCAUAGCGCAGCUGGACGCUGUGGCGAGUUUUGCUGUGGUGUCCGUCUCCGCCCCUGUGCCGUAUGUUCGGCCCCGGCUGUUGGCGGACGGAUGCCGCCGUAUGGAGCUGCAGCAGGCCAGACAUCCCUGCAUGGAGACUGACGCGGACACCGCCUUCAUACCCAACGACAUCACCUUCGUCCAGGGAGAGAAGAACUUCUACAUUAUAACAGGACCAAAUAUGGGCGGCAAGUCAACGUUUAUUCGUCAGGUCGGUGUGAUCGCUCUGAUGGCUCAGAUCGGCUGCUUUGUGCCGUGCGAGAAGGCAGAGCUUAGCGUGAUUGACAGCGUCAUGGCCAGGGUGGGAGCGGGAGAUAGCCAGGUCAAAGGAGUGUCCACCUUUAUGUCCGAGAUGCUGGAGACGGCUGCCAUCCUGCGCUCGGCCACAGAGAACUCUCUCAUUAUAAUCGACGAGCUGGGAAGAGGCACGUCCACAUACGACGGAUUCGGUCUGGCAUGGGCCAUCAGCGAACACAUUGCCUCCAAAAUCAGCUGCUUCUGUCUGUUCGCCACUCACUUCCACGAACUGACGGCACUGGCAGCGCAGCAGUCCACGGUCCACAACCUGCACGUCACAGCCCUGACCUCCCACAACACACUGACCAUGCUGUACAGAGUCAAAUCAGGUGUGUGUGACCAGAGUUUUGGAAUCCAUGUUGCCGAGUUGGCGUGCUUCCCGCCAUCGGUGGUCGCCAUGGCUAAGGAAAAGGCGGAGGAACUGGAGGAGUUCCAGGAACCUGCAGGGGAGAGGUCGGAGCAGGAGGAAGAACCCGAGGCCAAGAGGCGACGGACAGACAAACAAGUGGGAGAAAGCCUGAUUCAGGACUUCCUGGAGAAGGCGAAGUCACUCUCUACUGCCACUAUGAGUGAAGAAGAGGUGAAGGCGGCGCUCAUGAAAAUGAAGGCACAGCUUCGCUCCAAAAACAACACUUAUAUCACAGAGAUCCUGUCCCGCUGUGUUCCUGCAAAAACAGCUUGAUUUUCAGGCUCAUCAUAACCAACAACGGUCAUGUACUGUAGGUAACCACACUAGAGCAUUUACAUUGUAUAUUUUUUUUUUUCAAUAAAGAAUUAACACUUGGAUAUGCUUGUUUUUUUUACAUUUGGCAGUGUAAUUUAAGAACAUCACAUUUCUUUGGAAGCACAUGAUGCUGCCAUUUUCAACAUUCCCAAACAUUAUAAAAUCAGACAUUUAUUGACAAUUCUGCAGGAUGGGAAUUUAAAGACAGACACCUGUGAUCUAAUAAAGUUUUAUUUUCUUAGAAAUG